This is a messenger RNA of Otolemur garnettii (small-eared galago), 297 nucleotides long. RefSeq names its product ubiquitin-like protein 5. The transcript has 2 exons. Gene Ontology annotation, cellular component: nucleus; cytoplasm. Gene Ontology annotation, molecular function: protein tag activity. Gene Ontology annotation, biological process: protein modification process; mRNA splicing, via spliceosome. NCBI's taxonomy places the organism in Eukaryota, Metazoa, Chordata, Mammalia, Primates, Galagidae. The record is from RefSeq and is a predicted model, not a curated record. The coding region runs from base 1 to 297 and encodes 98 amino acids.
AUGUCGCAAGAGCGCUUGAGGCUAGAGAUUGUGGUGUCUGUAGGUUGUCAUUUGGAGUUUGGAGCUCCAGCCUGGAUCAUCAAGGUUGUUUGCAAUGACCUUCUGGGGAAGAAGGUCAGUGUUAAAUGCAACAUAAAUGACACCGUUGGGGACCUUAACAGGCUGAUUGCAGCCCAAACUGGCACCCACUGGAAAAAGAUUGUCCUAAAGAAACAGUACAUAAUUUUUAAGGACCAUGUGCCUCUAGGGGAGUAUGAAAUCCUUGAUGGGAUGAACUUAGAGCUUUAUUACCAAUAG